Alternaria rosae is the source of this 1180-nucleotide messenger RNA. RefSeq lists its product as uncharacterized. Bases 189 to 1019 code for a protein of 276 amino acids. The transcript has 2 exons. The record is from RefSeq and is a predicted model, not a curated record. Lineage: Eukaryota; Fungi; Ascomycota; Dothideomycetes; Pleosporales; Pleosporaceae.
CUUUAUUGUGGGCGUCUUGCGACAUGAAUUGCUCGUUCCCUGGUGACAGCGCCCAUCUGGGCGGCGUCAUGACGACAUCAUGAACCUCGUAGCACACCACGCGCCCGACUUCUGGAAUCGAAACCCAUGCGAGCCUACUCUAUAUUCAUCGAUAUUACCCAGGUACUGAGACAACUCCGGACGCGAGUAUGCCUUCCGCUGGGCUCACCAUCCGCGACGUCACGCCCACCAUCACCACAUUCUCCACGCCGUUCAAUCGCUUCGCACCAUUGGGCUACCGCAAAUUCGUUGCAGUAGGCAAUCGAGCAACCGCCAUCAGAUUGCACGACAAUCGAAUCAUUCUCCUCAAUCCGAUCCAGCUCGAACAAGCGGUGCGCAACAAGCUGAAUGAACUUGGGGGCGUUCAUCUCGUGGCGUGUGAUCUUGGGCAUCAUAUGUAUGUGAAGGACUAUAUCGACGCGUGGCCGGAAGUCAGGACGAUCGGUGUUCCAGGUCUAGACAGCAAGAGGAAAGACGUGGAGUGGGAUUACAUCUACGAAGACUGGCGGACAAGUCCGGAAGACCAGUUCGACUUCGCGCAGGACAUCGAGACAGUGCUGUUUGAGGGUUUCAUCACAUACUGUGUCGCUUGGUAUCACAAGCCCACGAAGACCCUUAUACAGUCUGAUUUGAUGAUGAACCUACCGUGCACUGAGCAAUACCAGCCAAGCUCGUCGCACCAUGGUCCACUGUCCCGCGAAUUUGCAAAACGCGCACAUCCUCGAUCGAUAUGGGCGAAGCGUCUGGUCUACCACAUUGCGACCGUUGACUACACCUUGAUGCGACGCGAUGCGAAGAAAGUGGCGGAAUGGCAACUCGAGCGAAUUAUACCCUGUCAUGGAGACGUCCUCAAUCCUGGCGGGAAUGAAGCCUGGGCAAUGGUGUACGAUUGGUUCUUGACUGGCAAACCCACGCCAAGCCUGAUGAAAAGACUUAUGAUCCCCGUUAUGAGGGUCGCCAGAAGAGUGUUCUUGAUGUAAAGCCCAGACAUGUGCGCUUGGUCUUCUGGCCUGUGAUCCGGUCAGCCCAAAUACCUAUGCCGCGGCAAUGAAGUUUCCAUUAUCUACUGCCUGCGUUUAUGUCACCCCAACAUCACCCUCCACUGGAUACACAUCGUCGAUUGCAACGUUCUCAUACGGUU